Molecule: messenger RNA, 1935 nt
Organism: Penicillium maclennaniae
Lineage: Eukaryota; Fungi; Ascomycota; Eurotiomycetes; Eurotiales; Aspergillaceae
Product: glycoside hydrolase family 47 protein
Exons: 4
Coding region: 1-1935 (644 amino acids)
Biological process (GO): N-glycan processing; carbohydrate metabolic process
Cellular component (GO): membrane; endoplasmic reticulum
Molecular function (GO): mannosyl-oligosaccharide 1,2-alpha-mannosidase activity; calcium ion binding
Source: RefSeq, a predicted model, not a curated record
AUGUCUUUCCAGGCACCGCAGUCUACUACCUCCUGGCGUCCCAUCCAGAAGCAAGACUCUCGCAAAGGCAUUACAGGACUCGGACUCUCUGCUCCAUCGAUGGGUGGCUUCUUCGAUAACGAUCGUACCCUCCCUAUGUACAAAGAUAAACCUUUCGCGCCACGACGCACGGCACCUCGACGAUGGAGAAAACCAUUAGGUAUACUGGGUAUCUUUAUCUUGGUAUUGCUGUGGUAUUUCUAUUAUAGUCCAGGCCUACCAGCGUGGAAAGGUGCAGAUUCGUCGGAUAAGGGCCAUGAACUCUGGAAAUGGGUCCAGAGCUUAGAGAGUGCGCCUGCAAAGGGGCCCGCAGAUUGGGAUGCGCGCCGGGAGAAAGUCCGAGAUGCAUUUAUUGUCAGUUGGGAAGGAUAUGAGAAGGAAGCAUGGGGCUACGACGAGUAUCACCCUGUGUCUGGCGGGAACAGGAAUAUGGUGAAGGGAGGCAUGGGCUGGAUCAUCGUUGACUCUUUGGAUACCAUGAUUCUCAUGAAUCUGACGUCCCAAGUUCGACAUGCGCGCCAGUGGAUCUCAACUUCGCUGCAGUACAACCAGGACCAUGAUGUGAGCACUUUUGAAACCACUAUUCGUAUGCUGGGUGGUCUGCUCUCUGCGAAUUAUCUCUCCGCCAAGUACCCAACCCUCGCUCCCCUCACGGAUGACGAUGUUGGGGAGGCUGGAGAGGACUUGUACAUUGAAAAGGCUACUGAUCUCGCAGAUCGCCUGCUUGGAGCCUUUGAAUCGCCUACCGGUAUUCCAUAUGCGAGCGUGAAUUUGAACAAGUCCGAGGGUCUACAAUCACACAGCGACGGUGGUGCUUCAUCGACGGCGGAGGCAACUUCACUACAGCUCGAAUUCAAAUACUUGGCCAAGCUGACCGGCGAGCCUGAAUAUUGGAAUGUUGUUGAGAAGGUGAUGGAGGUUACCGAUGAUCAAAAACCUCAGGAUGGCCUUGUGCCCAUCUACAUCAAUCCCAAGGAAGGGACUUUCCACGGCAAUAAUAUUCGCCUCGGUAGCAGGGGCGACUCAUAUUACGAAUACCUGAUCAAGCAGUAUUUGCAGACAUCCGAACAAGAGCCUAUAUACAAGGAGAUGUGGGAUGAGUCUUUGAAAGGAAUUCGCAAACAUCUCCUCGCUUUCUCCAAGAAUGCGCAACUACUGGUUUUAGGCGAGCGUCCUUCGGGCUUGGAAGGCUCACUGUCACCAAAGAUGGACCACCUAGUCUGCUUCAUGCCUGGCACUAUUGCGCUCGGUGCGACAGGAGGCAAGACCCUUUCCGAAGCCAGAAAUUCACCCAGUUGGUCGCAGCAACGCGAAGAAGAGAUUCUUAUAUCCAAGGAGCUGAUGAAGACCUGCUGGGCAACUUACAAAACGAACCCAACAGGACUUGCCGGCGAGAUCUCGCAUUUCAUCCUCGAUAGUCCCCCGGUGAUGAUGGCAGACAAAACCAUGGCGCAAAGAUAUCGAAAUCCACCGAAUGGACCGUCACAACCUCCUCGUCCGGAAACCAUUGAAUCCAUCUUCUACAUGUACCGCAUCACUGGCGACGAAAUGUAUCGUGAAUGGGGCUGGGAGAUGUUCAAGUCCUUUGUUCAGCAUACCUCCGUCGUCGAAGAGAAACAAUCGGAGCUCUCGCCCGGUGACGUCGGCACCAUCAGCCGCAUCAAGGGUUUCACGUCGCUCGAAGACGCACUUACCAUCCCUGCAAAGAAGCGCGACAACAUGGAGAGUUUCUGGAUGGCCGAAACGCUGAAAUACUUCUACCUACUAUUCUCAGAUCGGGAGUUCAUCUCCUUGGAAGAGCAUGUGUUCAAUACUGAGGCACAUCCGUUCCCGAGGUUUAAGCCCACUGGUGAUUUGAAGACGGGCUGGGUGCGGAAGCCGGCGCUUCAAAAUUAA